AUGUUCGCUCUGACAGAACGAAUUUUGGUUAGGACGUGGCAGGAUGGCGUGUUAACGCAGGAUCGCUUGUUAUAUACAAAUACGCUGAGGCUCGCAAGAACAAUCACAAACGAAGACACACGAUCCGAUCCGCCAAUACAGCAAAUUGUUUUCUACCAAUCCGGAAUAGGUUCUGAGGGAAACCUCUACGAUGAAUACGUCGAUGCGACUACUGGAGGAUCCUUAGCUGAUAAAGUGGAAGAAGCCUAUGGUUUUAUUGCCCUAAACUAUUUUCCGGGUGACGAGAUAUUCCUAUUCGGAUUUUCGAGGGGUGCAUAUACUGCGCGUAUGGUAGCCAUGUUCAUUGGAGCGAUCGGGCUUCUCGACCGCAGGGACAUGGACAACUUUGCUCGGAUCUUUAUUGCCUACCAACGUCUUGCUAAAAAGCGACGCUUACUAAGAGAUGAACUGUACGCUUUCACGAAGCCAGAUGCACAUGGGCUGCAGCGUGCUAAUACUCCUUUUUCCAUCAAAUGCGUUGGCGUAUUCGAGACUGUUGGUUCCCUCGGGCUUCCUGACGAGCUUACUCUUAAUCUCAAGAAAGCAAAAGAGAUAUUCGGAUUUCCUGACAAAGUUUUAGGAGGACAUAUCAAACGGGCGUACCACGCUCUGGCGCUGAAUGAAACGCGCCGAGAUUUCGAUUGCGCAAAGUAUGAGCGAGCGCUGAAGGUCUCAGUAAAGGGCAAAUCCUCAAACAAUGCUGGUUUGGCGGUUAGUCUCUUGAAUGUAUAUUGUACGCAAAAUCUGAAAAAUCAAAUGUCCUUAGGGUGCCAUUCAGAUAUAGGAGGAGGAUAUCGGGACCACGACUUGGCGGACAUAGCUAACAUUCAGGAUAUGCUAUCUCUAGAUAUGGAAUAUCUACGCUCCGUGCCUUCGCCCGUUGCACCUUGGGGCGCUCAGAAGCCGCACAACCCUAGAACAGGCCUGUCGUCUUUGUUUUUCGCUACACAGCGCAAAUUACCUCUGAGUAUUGACAAUGUUACCAACGAAACGAUCCAUCUCAGGAAACACGCCGGUGGAAAACUCCUUCCCCUGGAAGAGGAGUUCAAGGUCAAGUGGAUCGUGGAAAGAGAGCCUCAGGAUAUUCUCCAGCGCUGGAAGAGAGACAUUUUAUACUAGACUAUUGCAUCAUCGCCUGACUUCACGUUAUGAAUAUAUCAACGUCUAUGAUAUUUUGAGGUCAUAGCGACUACGGUCAAAUAAAGAGUCGACGAAGAGAAGAUUUUAGACCUACUGAAGUAAGGUAACUGAGGA
Desarmillaria tabescens is the source of this 1293-nucleotide messenger RNA. RefSeq lists its product as uncharacterized. The record is from RefSeq and is a predicted model, not a curated record. The transcript has 17 exons. Lineage: Eukaryota; Fungi; Basidiomycota; Agaricomycetes; Agaricales; Physalacriaceae. Bases 1 to 1158 code for a protein of 385 amino acids.